Messenger RNA from Mauremys mutica (yellowpond turtle), 919 nucleotides. RefSeq lists its product as uncharacterized. Gene Ontology annotation, cellular component: immunoglobulin complex, circulating; blood microparticle; external side of plasma membrane. The record is from RefSeq and is a predicted model, not a curated record. Gene Ontology annotation, molecular function: antigen binding; immunoglobulin receptor binding. The transcript has 4 exons. Lineage: Eukaryota; Metazoa; Chordata; Testudines; Geoemydidae. Gene Ontology annotation, biological process: defense response to bacterium; complement activation, classical pathway; positive regulation of B cell activation. The coding region runs from base 1 to 885 and encodes 294 amino acids.
AUGACACUGUCACUGCUCUGCUCCCUUUUCCUACUCGCUGCCCUGUCAGGUGUCCUCUCCCAGGUGCAGCUGGUCCAGACCGGCCCGGGAGCGGUGAAACCCGGAGAGACCCUCAGUAUCACCUGUAAGGUUUCUGGAGUCUCCGUCAGCAGCUACUAUUGGAGCUGGGUCCGGCAGCCGCCGGGGAAAGGGCUGGAGUGGAUGGGGCGCAUCCAGAGCACUGCAGCGGGAGGCAGCACAGAGUACAGCUCGGCUUUCAGUAGCCGGAUCACCAUCACCAGGGACACCUCGAAGGACAAUCCGCAGCCUCUGUCUCUGGGCAGUCACCAGACAACCCCCCUGAGAACUCUCCUCUCCAAACACGGGACAAUGAGGCUUUGGUUGUAUCUCGUUCUCCUUGCAGCAGCGUUUGAAGGUGCCCGGUCCCAGGUGCAGCUGGUGGAGUCCGGAGGGGAUGUGAAAAAGCCCGGAGACUCUCUCCGCCUCUCCUGCAAAGCCUCCGGCUUCACCUUCAGCAGCUACUGGAUGAGCUGGGUCCGCCAGGCUCCCGGGAAGGGGCUGGAGUGGAUCGUGGAAAUACACCCAACUUUAUCUACCAUCAACUACGCACAGCCCUUCAAGGGACGUUUCACCAUCUCCAGGGACAACCCCAACAACCUGUUGUAUCUGCAAAUGACCGGCCUGAAGCCCGAGGACACCGCCCGGUAUCACUGUGCGAGAGACACAGUGGGGGGAAUCCCGAUACUGCUAAUACAAAAACUCAAGAUGCAGAAUCUUCUUUCUCCCAUGCGCCGCGCGGGGGCAGCACUUCCCCGAACAAUCCAGCCCUGGGCACAGGAACGGGAGCUACAACCAGAGCGAAAAAUCACCUCUCGUCAGGUUUGAGAUCUCUGUAUUCAUAUAUGAUCACGUGUCCAUA